AGUAUUGUGAGAGAUUUUCAUGUGAACGGUCAUCUCUGUUUACGGAUUCACAUCUUGAUAUCGCAUACACAACACAUUCGAAUUGAGUGCGUGCUGGUUUAUUUUGUUUUCGCACUGUGCUAGUGAGAAGAGAUUUUUUUGCUUGACAAACGACAUAGAAACAGCGAGAGAAAAAAAAAUAAAUAAAAACAACACAAACAGGACUCCCGUCUCGAAUCGCAACAAAAUAAAACUUUUUUUCUCUUGUUGUCGUUAAAUCAAUUUAAACCGAACGAAGAGAGAGGGAAAAUUCAGUGUAAAGAGAAAAAUAAAAUAGAAUUGUUGGUUGUUCUUUAUCGUGCAGUGUGUGGUGUGUACCAUUUAUUUGGUGUGUUUGACUUUUGACGUGUCCGUGUUAACGGUGUUUUUUUUGUCUUCUCUCGUGUGCGUGUGUGGUACGAUUUCAUUCGAUUUAUAUGAACAGCCAGAGCCCCAUAUGCGAAACGAACCGAACCAAACAAUGUCACAUGUUAAGGCUGUCAAAGCAAUUUUGUUUCGGGCAAAUUAUGUACGUGUAAUAUCCAUUAUGAUUAACAAAAUUAAACGACAAACAAGCGAAGCAUAAAAUUAUCCAUAUGAUAGACGCGAGCAAAGUGUCAACUAGAUUUAGCAGUGUCAGAAACAGCGGCAACGGCAUUCAAUUUACUGCACAAUAAUUUAGAAAGAGAGAGGGCGCAUAGAGCGAGAGCGAGAGAGAGAGAGAGCGAUCAAAAGUGUGUGAGACAACGAGUCGGUAUGAAUGUGUCUGUGUAUGUUUUCAAUGGCAAUAAAAAGCCCGAAAGCACAGUCACACAUCAACACAAAUGGGUGGAAAAUGCACAUAUAAUGGAUAAAUAUGACAACGAUGAUGAUGAAAAUACAGGAAACUGAUGACAUGACACCCCGAGUUGAUCGCCAAAAUACAACACAAAAAAGCGAAAACAACACAGCCAGCGAAUAAUAAAACCAAAAAUAAAAUAAAUUAUACUGCUCUAAUUAAUGCUAUUAGGCAUAAAAGCGACGUAUCAAACCAAAAGCAGAACGAAUAUUGAUGCCCGUUCAUCCAUCAAAUUAUUUUUGACGGCCUAUUUUUAUACCGCACAAAUUGUACACAUACGCGUGUUGUCGGCAUUUCUGAGCUGCUGAUCUGAAUUGAUAGCUUUGGACGAACGCAAUUAAAACUGAACCGAAGUGGACUGAACUGAAGCGAAGGCGAGACGAAGCAAAUCGAGAAAAGAGCAUCACACAAGGGCAAAAUCAGAGAGUGUGAGUGAGAGUAAAAGAGAGAGUGGUGUUAUUGUCACACUGUCAACGCGUUAGAGCGCUGUGUCCAUAUGAAGAUUUUAUGGGAACCGUUUUCAUUUCUGACAACACCGUUCGUUCGCCUCAGCACCCGUCCCAAACCACAUCGCUAUGUGAUUGCAAUUGCAGUAUUCACUUUAUUGUUUGCACAAUGUGUCUCCCACAAUUCAACCGUUGAUCAACCGAAUGACAAUGUCGACGACAACGUCGACGCGACACAUAAGAAAUGGUUGAAUGACAAUCAUGCACACCACCGCGUUGCUGCAUUGCCACAGGCACAUUCAGAUGCCAGAGUUGCGAUAUCCAAACGACAAUCACCCACCAAAAUAUCCAACUCAUCGUCAUCCGGUCGAACGUCCUCGAGGAGGUAUCGUUCAACUGAUGCUCCUACGCGUUUGUUCACACAUGACGGAACGAGCAGCAGCAGCAGGAGGAGGAGUAGUAGUAGCCAUCAAACAACUUUUCCACCGUUCGCCACAACAAAAUUAGCGGCGACAGCGAAGAUGACGACGACGAUGACGAAAAGAACAACGAAAGAAAGAAGACAACAACAACCAUCACCGGCUCCAACAAACAAUGUGUUGAUCUUAAUCCAAACACACAAAAAUAUCGAACUAAAUCUUGUACGUGAUCAAUUUCAGCAAUUCACUGAUAUGUUUGGCGUGCAGCUAGCAAACAUAACGAUUGAUUUUGAUGCCAUAGACGGUAUCAGCACCCUUAUCAAACGUCUGGAUACACUAAACUAUUCAAGCGUAUAUUACAUGCUGGACGAAAAUUAUAUCCGAGAUUUUAGUGGCAAUUGUGACACAUUACAGCAGCUAUCGUCCGUGUAUCACAAGCAAAUUAUCUUUUGGCCAUGUCCACAGAUGAAGAAAUCGGAACGUUAUCUGCCAUCGUUUCAGACGAUUGCGUAUGCGAUCAAAAGUGCUUCACAGAAAUUCAAUUGGACUGAAGCGAUUAUUUUUGCUGAUAACGAAUGGGGUUUACCAUUGGCAAUAGCAGCGAAUUUACAUUUUCCAUAUCGUAUUAAAAUCGGUUUGGAUGAUUCCACCGAUUUUCAUAAUAUGGAUGCAUUUGAUAGACUGUUCAUUAUCACAUCGUCGUUAAAUUCGUAUGAAACAUUAACCCUGAUGCAACAAUUGAGCGUUUAUAAUCGAUCGAAAAUCUUAAUUAUUGACAUAAUCGGCAACGUUUUCAAUAACCACAGUGAAUUUUAUAAAACAAUCAAUCAACACAAAGGAAAUCGUUUGACGCAAAAUUUACUGGUAUUGACAACGUUGACAGCCAAUCUGAAGCGAUUUCUCAAUGCAACAUUCACCACGGAAUUUAAUAAUAUCUAUGGCAAAAUGAGCGAUGAACCAACGGCGGCUGUAUUCGCAAUGAAACCCCCUACAUCGAGUACAGUGGACGACAAUGACGACGACGACGACGACGACGACAAAAACAGCGAUGUGAAUGUAAGCACAGUUAUUAAUUUGGUGGAACAGCGAUUGAAUGAUUACCACGGUCCACGCACCGCAUACAAAAGCGUUGAUGAUAAUAUUCUAGUGCAUUUUAACGAAAGCGAAUUAAUUUUAAUUGCAUCUGUUUUGGAAAAGUUGUACAACGACAGUUGUCGUUUGGCAACGGUGGCCGCGAUACACGCGGAAAGUGUGUCAAACGGAGCGGUAUCUUCGCAUGAUGUGCACAAUAAAACAAAUAAAUUCGUGAAAUUGGGCAAUGCCACUCGUGCAGAUGGUGUGAGCGAACCGCUUCCAAUGUGUGCUCCGAAUAAUAAUACAAAUAGUUUUUCGAAAUGUGAAAUGGUUUUGCGCGAGCGAACAGCACUGUUCGCUAAUAGUACACGUACGAUGGAUAUUACAAAAGUUUUAUGUGCGCAAAUACAAUUAUGGCGGCAACGGAAUCCAACGUUGCUGCUGCUGUUGCCAUCACCAUCACCACCACCACUCCAACGGCAAAAUAAAAAAUCAAACAGUGUGGCAAAUAUUUUGAAUAGAAAUGUAAACAAUCUUGGGAAAAAUCGAACCACCACCGCCGCUGCCGCCACAACAACCAGCACCGCAACUGAUGUAGAUGGUCGACCGAACGACGAUGGAUCGCAUGCAAAUCUGACUUCCGCUACGAGCAGUGAAUCUGUAAAUUUGAUACCAAAUCAACUUGAUGCCGAAUUCAGUGAAUAUUUUCCAUUUUUCGAUUUUAUCGUAACGAAACUAGUGCUAAGUCAUAAUUUAACUGUCGAUUAUAACAACCAAAGCGGUAGAAGUUUUGUAACUGCUGCACCAAAUGGUUCGGCAACGGCGUCGCCUGAAAAUACGUUCGAUUUUUGUAUGCUUGAGCUCCAUCGGAGUCAGGCAAUUUCGAUAGACGGUGAAAACGUUGGCAACAAUAACAAUAGCGAUGCUACUUUGAAUCGAACACACAUCACGACCACAUUUGUAUGGCGGCCGGUUCUUAUUUUAAGGCAAAAUGAACUCCAUCAGAACAUCUUUGUCACCCAUCCGCUGUUGCCAUAUCGAUAUCCGAGCUGGUUUUUUGACAAUACACAUAAAUUUUGGACGUGUGGCUUGUUGUGUUGGAUUUUAGCUGGUAUCGUUGUAUUGUUACUCGUUUGUAUUUUGGUGGCGAGCAUCACGUUCGGUUUGGCAAUUAGAAAUUAUUUGCUGAAGAAGCGACUAUCGAAGGGUCCCAAUAAAAUUGUUCUGUCGGCCGCCGAUUUCGUUUUUCCGAUUGACGUGCGACGGGUUGAUGAAGGCAUUGAGGCAAUGCUGUGCUGCUGGUUGCAGCAGCUGCAAGAGUUUGGCGGCCCGGAGGUGGACAAACCGGAUUUAUUGAAAGGUUCGAUUGGAUCGUUGAAAAAUCUUGGCGUCGUGAAUAACACAUCAUCGGCGGCUGCGACUUCGACCACAACAUCGACCGCACCAGCUGUUACCACCACCACCACCACGACAACAGCCAGCAAUAUGAAAUCUAACGUUUCAACAACGGGCAGCAUUAUCAAGCAUAAUCCUUGCCUUGAUAAACGAGCGCGCUACAAUGGUGAUUUAGUGCAACUGAAGGAAAUGCCAACGGGUGCAUCAAACGAACUGAAAGCUAAAGCAAUGGACCAUCUGGUAAUGGCACAUGGACUGCGACACGAGAAUAUAAAUCCCCUGAUCGGUUGGCUAGCGGAUCCGUUACGCACCGCAAUGGUGUUCGAGUAUUGUUCGCGUGGUUCACUUCAAGAUGUGCUUAUCAUGGACGAAAUUAAAUUAGAUUGGUCAUUUCGUUUGAGUUUAUUAACCGAUUUGGUGCGUGGCAUUCGAUAUUUACAUUCGUCGGGGAUGCGUGUACACGGUGCGUUAACAUCACGAAAUUGCGUCGUUGACGCUCGAUGGGUAUUGAAAGUCACCGACUAUGGACUCAACCAAUUCUACGAGGCACAAGGAAUACCACCACCAACAAAAUCAGCCAAACAAUUGCUAUGGACAUCGCCAGAGCUGUUACGGAAUCCGAAAGGCAACAACAAGUUUGGCACACAAGCUGGCGACGUGUAUUCAUUCGGAAUAAUAAUGCAAGAGGUGGUCGUGCGGGGUGAACCAUAUUGUAUGCUGUCAUUAUCAGCUGAAGAAAUAAUAUCAAAGUUGAAAAAGCCACCGCCACUGAUUCGACCGUCCGUAUCGAAGGGAGCUGCACCACCCGAAGCAAUCAAUAUUAUGCGUCAAUGCUGGGCAGAAACGCCCGAUAUGCGACCCGAUUUCAAUUCUGUUUACGAGCGAUUUAAGGUGUUGAACCAUGGACGAAAAGUGAAUUUCGUCGAUACAAUGUUCCAAAUGCUGGAGAAGUAUUCCAACAAUUUGGAGGAGCUUAUCAAAGAACGUACCGAACAAUUAGAUAUAGAGCGUAAAAAGACUGAGCAAUUACUGAAUCGAAUGCUUCCAAGUUCCGUUGCGGAAAAGCUGAAACUCGGUUUGAACGUUGAACCUGAAGAAUAUUCAGAUGUAACGAUUUACUUCAGCGAUAUUGUUGGUUUUACAACAAUCGCGGCAUACUGUAGCCCCGUGCAAGUGGUCGAUUUGCUGAACGAUUUAUACACGUGUUUUGAUAAUGUUGUUAAUGCGUAUAGUGUGUACAAGGUUGAAACGAUAGGGGAUGCAUACAUGGUUGUUAGCGGCUUACCAGUUCGCAUUCCCGAUCAUGCCGAGCAAAUUGCAACGAUGGCAUUGGAUUUGUUGCAUCAAAGUGGCCGUUUUAAAAUAAAACACUUGCCCGAAGUACCAUUACAGCUACGCAUCGGCUUGCACACAGGCCCGUGUUGUGCCGGUGUGGUGGGAUUAACAAUGCCUCGAUACUGUUUGUUCGGUGACACGGUAAAUACGGCCAGUCGAAUGGAAAGCACAGGUUCUUCGUCACGAAUUCACUUGUCGGAAGCAACGCGCGAUCGAUUGGAAAAGGCUGGCGGUUACCAUAUCGAACCACGCGGUGGAAUCGAAAUCAAAGGAAAAGGCAUCAUGAACACGUACUGGCUGUUGGGCAAAAAAGGAUUUGAUAAAGUGUUACCGAUGCCUCCGCCAAUUGGUGAGUCGCACGGUUUAGAUGAAAAUUUGAUUCAACACUGUAUUCGGUCAAAGCAAAGAACGAAAACACCCUGUAUCAGUACAACGCAUUCGUCGAGUCAAUCGUCAUCGUUGGCCGGUGAACCGGUCGAUGUAAAAGUGGAAAUAACACCUCCACGUGAUGCUGAAUCGGUACAAGUGCCAAAUUCCUACUCCAUCGAUUCGGCACCAACGAAUUUGGGUUUAAGUUUGUCCGAAUUCAAAACACCCAGUCCACAACAACGUAAGCUAUCCGAACUCCCAACAGAGACAUUGCUUAAUGCAGCUGCGAACUUUGGUCGUUUAACACCAUCACCGUCAAGUGCGUCAUCGUGUAAAUUGUAUAAAAAAUUCGAAGAUUUUCUCGAUCUCAGCUCACCAUACAACCAUUAUCGAUGCUUAUCGCCAUCGGAAAGUAAUUUAACGCAAUGUCACGAUGGCAAAUAUAUUUAUGGUGCGGGCAAAAUGGACAAUAAACCAGGCUCAAGUCGAUUGUUACGACGUCAAUUCAGUUUGGACAAAGACGAUUGCCAAAAUAAUGGUGGCGCUGGCAGUGGCGCUGGCGGAGGUGUUGGUGGUGGUGGCGGCAGCAUCAGUGGCUUUCCAGCUCAAUCGAGUGCCGCCAUUACAAUUGCUCAAAUGAAAACCAGUCUGGAUGUGCCGUACAUGCAAGACAUGCGAUCAUCACCGAGUCCAACAAACAUCAAACCGGGUCGAUUGCACAAACAGAAUUCGGCAAGUGUUGCACAGGAUUUAGGGAAAAUCGAAGAAAUACCCGCAUCACCAACAUCAUGCAUAUUCAAUUAUCGUAGCACACAUUUAAGUCAAAUACCAGGCUCGGCGGCUGGUUCGCCCGCCUCGAAAAAACCAAAUGAUACACCAAAUGCAAAUCAAAUCUCAACCAUUGCAACACUCGAAUUACCGUCAUCCAUAUCGGACGCACCGUCAAGAGCCGUUUCACCCAUUUCGGCCAACACCAUUUGCAGCAACAGCGGUGACAGUAUCUCCGAGCACAGUAACAAUAACAAUGGAAACAUUUGCUUUCACAUUUAGACAAAUUUACAUGUGUGUGCGUUCGAUGAAAUCAAAGCAAAGAACUACUUACGUUUUUUUGCUGACGAUAAAAAUUGCCAUUUUCUUUUAUGCCAUGGGACAAAUAAGAAUUUUAUCUGUAGUAGUUACACAGUUUUAUGAAUAUUAACCCUUUUAACGUAGCAAAAAAUAAAUUUUCAAUAAGAAGAAGAAAAAAAAUAACGUCGUCGCUGUCUUCGCUCUCACUGGAUGACGAGCAAAUAGCGCACGUUCGUUCAUGUUGUUGUGAUACAUUUCUAUGAAUGAAAAUAUUUAGAAAAAAAACACCGGACAAAAUGGGAUUCGUUUUUUUUUCUUCAGAAAACUAGAGCCAAAUAAAAAAUUAUGUAUAGUUAUGAAAACAGAUGACUAUUACUACAGAUAAAAGUUUAUAUGUAUACAAAAAAGUAACGCCAUUGAUUUUAGUGCGCUCCUAGAAUGCAACACUUGACAAAAAAAAUCCUAUGGACUUUGACAGAUACCUAAUAUAUAGAAACUAAAUGAAAAUAACAAACUAUAUUCCAAUUUUAUUCGAAUAAUUCAUAAAUUUAUUCACCCGACGUUUUAUUGUAAAUUGUUAAUUGUUGACAAAUUUUUACCUGCUCUGAAUUUAAACCAUUGAGUUUAGCGUGUAGAAAAUGAACUGUAACACUAGAAAUAAAUGUUUAUGCUAGUCUAAAGAAAAAAAA
This is a messenger RNA of Sitodiplosis mosellana (orange wheat blossom midge), 7651 nucleotides long. RefSeq lists its product as uncharacterized. Gene Ontology annotation, molecular function: peptide receptor activity; protein kinase activity; guanylate cyclase activity. The transcript has 17 exons. Gene Ontology annotation, biological process: cGMP biosynthetic process; protein phosphorylation; receptor guanylyl cyclase signaling pathway. The record is from RefSeq and is a predicted model, not a curated record. Bases 1353 to 6944 code for a protein of 1863 amino acids. Lineage: Eukaryota; Metazoa; Arthropoda; Insecta; Diptera; Cecidomyiidae.